AUGUACAGUGCGGCGUGCAUACCUGAGCUGGCCAUCACUGGUGCUCACCGCGGCUCGGGAACGCUUCCGGCCGCGAUUGGUACGUCGUCGUCGUUUCCGGGGCGGUCGCCGCCGCCGCCACGGCAGCCGGUCCGACGUCCAUCCGUUUAUCGUGCGCUUCCGUCUGACUGUUGUCCUCGGUACGCAGGGUAUACACCACGGAGACGGUCGUCCAGCACGGUUUGGACGCUCCCACGACGGAACUGGGAGAGCGGCGACGGCGACCAAAACGACUCUAAAACAGCCGUGACGAAGGACUUCCGCACCUGUUAG
This is a messenger RNA of Macrosiphum euphorbiae (potato aphid), 312 nucleotides long. Lineage: Eukaryota; Metazoa; Arthropoda; Insecta; Hemiptera; Aphididae. The record is from the annotation of a GenBank genome assembly.